This is a messenger RNA of Rhopalosiphum padi (bird cherry-oat aphid), 548 nucleotides long. RefSeq lists its product as uncharacterized. The record is from RefSeq and is a predicted model, not a curated record. NCBI's taxonomy places the organism in Eukaryota, Metazoa, Arthropoda, Insecta, Hemiptera, Aphididae. The transcript has 2 exons. The coding region runs from base 143 to 460 and encodes 105 amino acids.
AGAUCUCCUUAUGAGGCCAUGUUUGGCUGUACUGCCAGAACAGGACUAUUAUCGAUUGGUCUACAAAAUGAUGAAAUAAAUUCAUUAAAAACAGAAGAAGAUAUAGAAGAAUUGUUUAAUCAAAUGCAAGAAACUGGAUUACAUGAUUCAAAACAAAAUAUUGAAGAGGUUAUUUCUCCAAUUUCAGAACAGCAAGAAAUAUAUGAUAAAUACAGAUACAAACCUAAGAAAAUGUGAAACAUGUUUUAUUUUCCUGGAAACUGACAAUGAAAGUACUAAUUGCAUGAAUUGCCAACGUCAUGAGCAAAUACAGAAUGAACGACAUAAAUCAAGUGAAUGCUUAAAGAAACAAACCAAAAAAAUGAUGACUAUUUCAAAUAAGAAAUUUAGUUCACUAGAAGUUGGUACCACAGUUAAAGUUUCAAUACCUGAUGUUAAUCGAGGUGUAAUUGCAAACUAAAGUGCAAAACAAACAAAUGCAUUUGUCGUUUAGCGGGAAUAUUGUGCAAUUCAAAAUGUCACAACAGCAUGCAUUGCGAAAAUAAAUA